Triticum turgidum subsp. durum (durum wheat) is the source of this 1275-nucleotide messenger RNA. The record is from the annotation of a GenBank genome assembly. Lineage: Eukaryota; Viridiplantae; Streptophyta; Magnoliopsida; Poales; Poaceae.
AUGGUAACGGCGGGAAGAAGCAAUGCCGCCGCCCCGGCGGUGGCGGUGGCGGUGGCGCUGUGCGCGGCGCUGCUCGGGAGCACGGCGUGGGCGUUGCCGCCGUACCAGCCCCUGCCCCUGCCCAAGCCGCCCGGCGGCGGGGCGCCGUCGCUGCCGGCGGGGCCCCUGGACAUCGUGAUGCUUGGGGCCAAGGGCGACGGCAAGACGGACGCGACGCAGGCGGUGAUGAAGGCGUGGAAGAACGCGUGCGGGGCGACGGGGACGCAGAAGAUCGUGAUCCCGCCGGGCAACUUCCUGGUGGGCGCGCUGGAGCUGUCGGGCCCCUGCACCUCCUCCAUCAUCAUCCGGCUGGACGGCAACCUCCUCGGCACCGGCGACCUCACCGCCUACAAGAAGAACUGGAUCGAGGUGAUGCGCGUGGACAACUUCGCCAUCAACGGCCACGGCGUCAUCGACGGCCAGGGCCCCCUCGUGUGGGAGAAGAACAUGUGCAGCAAGCACUACGACUGCAAGAUCCUCCCCAACAGCCUGGUGCUGGACUACGUGAACAACGCGACGAUCCGCGGCAUCACGCUCAAGAACGCAAAGUUCUUCCACCUCAACCUCUUCAACUGCAAGAACGUGCUGGUGGAGAACGUGGAGAUCACGGCGCCCGGGAACAGCCCCAACACGGACGGCAUCCACAUGGGCGACUCGGAGGACGUGACCAUCAAGGCGACCAACAUCGGCGUCGGCGACGACUGCAUCUCCAUCGGGCCCGGCACCAAGCACGUCAAGAUCCACGGCUCCCGGUGCGGCCCCGGCCACGGCAUCAGCGUGGGCAGCCUGGGGCGGUACAAGGACGAGAAGGACGUGGAGGACAUCCAGGUGACCAACUGCACCAUCAAGGGCGCCACCAACGGGCUGCGGAUCAAGUCGUACGAGGACUCCAAGUCGGCGAUCAGGGCCACCCGCUUCGUGUACGACGACGUCAAGAUGGACAACGUCUCCUACCCCAUCGUCAUCGACCAGAAGUACUGCCCCAACAACAUCUGCGCCAAGGCCCCCGGCGCCUCCAAGGUGGUCGUCGCCGACAUCGUCUUCAAGAACAUCGUCGGCACCUCCGCCACGCCCGAGGCCGUCACGCUCAACUGCGUCAACAACGUGCCCUGCCAGGGCCUGCAGCUCGUCAACGUCAACCUCAAGUACACCGGCACCAACAACAAGACCAUGGCCGUCUGCAAGAACGCCGUCGGCACGUCCGUCAACGUCGUCAAGGAGCUCGCAUGCCUCUGA